ACGACAAUGGCUGAUUCGAAAGAAGAGAUUAAUUAUUGGCGGAUUAUAAGUCUGCUGUACAAAGUUGCUCCUUCUGCUGUGAGAGUUAAAUUUGACAAAGAGUUCAUCCAACAAAUGGACUUGAGACUGCUUUACGGGAGGGCAAGUGGCGAGUCUUAGAACCAUUAAAAAGAAAGAGGAUCAUCAACCAGGUCCAGUGGGAUUUAAUGUAUCCAACGUCAGGUGUAGCCUCCUCAAAGACAUUUGACCUUACCCUGAUGAUCUGCUUGCUACGAAACCUAGCAUCAAUAGAUGUAGGAGACAAGUUACCGCAUCCGUCGGUUAUCAGUGAAGCAGCAGAAUUGUCAAGGCUUAAAUACUACAGAAACAAGUUUGCACAUCAUGAUGGUUGUAUUUUAACAUUUAAAGAUUUCGAGUUAAAUUGGAACGAAAUAUGCCAGGCCAUUCAUGGACUUGGUGGACCACAAUUUACACAAAUUUGCCAAGACGUGAAGGAUAUGACACUGAACAACAAUGAUAAAGAAAUACUGAUAGAAAUAAGAAAUUUAGAGAAAUCCUCAACUUUUGUUCCAAAAGCAUUACAAAAAAUCCACGAAGAUUUAAUAAACGAGUGGGGCAAUGAAGACAAUAAGGUGGUCAAAACUAGAGCUAUUAGUCGAAUAGAAGAACUUCUCAAAUAUACAGAUGUCGUAGUGGCGGUAGGUCCCUCGGGCUGUGGUAAGUCCACCGCUAUUCACCAUGUUGCUCUUUGGCUGCAUAAUCAAGAAGGUUAUACAAUUGUUCCUGUCCACAGUCCAGAAGAAAUAAUUUCUUACUGCAAACCGACAUAUAAACAAGUUUUUGUAAUUGAUGACGUGUGUGGCAUAUCUACAAUAGACAUUGGACUGGUGAAUCGUUGGACUACAUGGGCAAUUGAUAUAGAACAAGUGAUUGCGGAUCACAAAAUAAAAAUUUUGUUAUCAUGCAGAAAGCACAUUUAUCUCGAUCGUUCAUUUGCGGGUGUAGAACUAUUGUCGAAAACAGCCUGUGAUCUUGUUUUAAGUUACAGACUAACAGAAAUUGAAAGAAAUCAAAUAGCUAGUAUCUACUUAACAGAGAGAGAGAUAAAUGCUUUAAAAAAGUCAAAUCUAGAUAAAAAAUUUAGCUUCUUUCCACUUUUAUGUUCCCUUUAUUCAAAACAGAAAGUAACAACUGUUCAGAAUUUCUUUGCCUAUCCGAUCAGCGUUUUAGGACGUGAUCUGAACUUGUUGAGGAAAGCCACAGAUCAAACAACAUUGGCUACAAUGAGUCUGUUCAUUGCCUUCAACAAUAAUUUAGAUAAAAAUAUGUUAGUAAGAUCAAACGAUAUGACAGAACUGUUGGAAGCCAUAUCCGAUCAUUUCUAUCUUCCAGCGCGUUUUUCAAUAAAAGUCGUCACUUCUGAAUUACACAAGCUCGAGAUGUCUUACGUGAAGAAAACAGUUUCCACCUACAGAAUACUUCAUGACAGGAUAUAUGAUAUUUUUCUAGCAUUUUGUGGGGAACAUUUCUUUGACCUGGUUCUUGAGGUAGCCCAUAGAGACGUAAUACGAGAUAGACUUGUACUAGAAUCAGUACUAAAGGAAGACCAAAACCUAAUAAACGAACAAAAUGUUAUAACAGUCCCUGAUAAAGUAGAAGACCAUUAUUUUGACCGAAUUGUGAAAGACAUUAAAAAAAUAUCUAUUUUGCAUGUAUUUGACAAUAGGCAGUUAAAAUGUAUUACUUUCCGCAAAAAGUUGUUCCUUUACAUUGAGCAGAGGCUCGACAUUAGAGAAAUGUUAUCGGCGUUAUCUGUUUGUGAAAUAUCUAACAUACUUCUAUCGAUGACCAGUCAAUUUUACUGGGACUUGGUUCCAAUUCUUUUAACAAAACAUGUAGAUGUAAAUGUAAGUGAUUGGCGAGGUACACCUUUGUAUUUGGCUUCUAAGCAAGGACACAUUGAAAAUGCAAAGAUACUGUUAGAUCAUCAUGCCGAUCCGAGUAUUUGUAAUGAGAAAAAUGAACCACCUUUAUUUGUUGCUUCUGAGGAGGGUCAAACCGAAAUUGUUAGAUCUUUGUUAAAACAUAAAUGUAAUCCUAAUAUCUGUAAUAAAAGCAAGAAAUCUCCCGUGUUUAUUGCUUCUAGCAGAGGUUAUUUUGAUAUUGUAAGGUUAUUAUUAGAACAUAAAUGUGAUCCUAAGCUAUGUGAUGAUCUGAAUACAUCACCUCUGUUUAUUGCUUCCGCUGGAGGGUAUACUGCCAUUGUUAAAUUAUUAUUAGAACAUAACUGUGAUCCUAAUGUCUGUAAUGAUUACCCUAUGUCACCUUUGUUUGUAGCAACUCUGAACGGAUAUAUCGAUAUUAUUAGAUUGUUGUUAGAACAUAACUGUGAUCCUAAUGUAUGUGAUCGUGAAAAUAUGUCACCUUUGUUUGUAGCAUCUGAAUAUAGACUUGCUGAUAUUGUUAGAUUAUUGUUAGAAUAUAAAUGUGAUCCUAACAUAUGUAAUCGUCAUAAUAUGUCACCUUUGUUUGUUGCUUCUACAUGCAAAAGCGGUUAUGAUAUUGUCAAAUUAUUAUUAGAAUAUAAAUGUGAUCCUAACAUCUGCAACUGUCAAAAUAUGUCCCCUUUGUUUGUUGCUUCUAGAUGUAAAGGUUGUUAUGAUAUAGUCAAAUUAUUGCUACAAUAUAAAUGUGAUCCUAACAUCUGUAACAAUCAGAAUAUCUCACCUUUGUUUGUUGCAUCUCAGAACGAACAUGUCGAUAUUAUUAGAUUAUUGUUAGAAAAUAACUCGGAUCCUAAUAAAUGUAAUAAUAAAAAUGAAUCACCUUUACUUAUUGCUUCUAGUAAAGGCAAUCAUGACAUUGCAAAAUUAUUGUUAAAGCAUAAAUGUAACUCGCAUGUAAAUUAUGAUAACCGGGAAUCACCUUUAAUGAUUGCUUCUUCGGAAGGUUAUACAAAUAUUGUUAGAUUAUUAUUAGAACAUAAGUGUGAUCCCAACUUGUGUCGUUGUCUGGGUAUGUCGCCUUUAUUUGCUGCAUCUGCGAAUGGUCAUAUAGAUAUUGUUAGAAUAUUGCUAGAUCAUAAUUGUGAUCCUAGAAAAAGCAUUCCUGAUAGAAACCACUUAGUUGGUACUAUGUCACCUUCGUAUAUUGCUUCUUUAAAAGGAUAUAUUGAUGUUGUUGGAUUAUUGAUAGAACAUAAAUGUGAUCCUAAUAUCUAUGAUUCUGAAAAGUGGAUGCCGCCUGUAUUGCAUGCAUCUGUAAGGGGUCACACCGAUAUGGUAAAAUUACUUUUAGAACAGAACUGUGAUCCUAACAUUUGUAAUGAUAAACAUGAAUCAGCUUUAUUCAUUGCUUCUUAUAGAGGUCAUACUGAUAUUGUAAGAUUAUUAUUGCAAAACAACUGUGAUCCUGAUAUCUGCAAUCAUAUAAAUAGAUCACCUUUAUUUAUUGCUUUACAGGAGGGUCAUAUUCAAAUUGUAAAAUUAUUAUUAUAA
Messenger RNA from Mytilus trossulus (common blue mussel), 3497 nucleotides. RefSeq lists its product as uncharacterized. Gene Ontology annotation, molecular function: protein binding. Lineage: Eukaryota; Metazoa; Mollusca; Bivalvia; Mytilida; Mytilidae. Gene Ontology annotation, biological process: protein localization to T-tubule; regulation of cardiac muscle contraction. The transcript is spliced from 4 exons. The record is from RefSeq and is a predicted model, not a curated record. Gene Ontology annotation, cellular component: T-tubule. The coding region runs from base 207 to 3497 and encodes 1096 amino acids.